UCGCCUCCCGAGCAUCGGGGCGUCGCCGCCCGGCCCCUUCAAAGCGGGCGCCUCUCCCGUCCCAGCCCGUCCCGUCCCGUCCCGUCUCGUCUCGUCCCGCCGUGGCAGAGACCGGGGCGAUGCUGCGCUGGGGCUACGAGGAGCACAACGGGCCUGCCCGCUGGAAGGAGGUUUUUCCUGUUGCUAAUGGAGACCGUCAGUCACCUAUUGACAUCAAAACUGAGGAAACUAAGUAUGAUCCCUCUCUCCGUCCUCUAAAUCCAAAUUAUGAUCCAACUUCUGCUAAAAUCAUCCUUAACAAUGGGCACUCCACCAGUGUUGAGUUUGAUGACACCGUCAACAAAUCAGUGCUGACCGGGGGGCCACUGAGUGGGACCUACAGGCUGCGCCAGAUUCACUUCCAUUGGGGGUCCAAUGAUGAAGCCGGUUCUGAGCAUGCAGUGGACGGAAUGAAGUAUGCAGCAGAGCUUCAUGUGGUCCACUGGAACUCAGAAAAGUAUUCCAGUUUUGUUGAGGCAGCGCGUCAGCCAGAUGGAUUAGCAGUCAUGGCUGUAUUUCUGAAGAUUGGUGAAUGCAACCUUCAGUUGAAGAAGAUUACUGACAGUUUGGACACCAUCCGAAUCAAGGGUAAAAGAGCACUAUUCACAAACUUCGAUCCUAGCUGUCUGCUUCCCAAGUCCCUGGACUACUGGACUUACUUUGGCUCUCUCACUGUUCCACCUCUUCUCGAAAGUGUCAUCUGGAUUGUUUUGAGAGAGCCCAUAAAUGUUUGUUCUGAACAGCUAGCCAAGUUCCGCAGCCUCCUGAGCACUGCUGAGGAUGAGGUUGCCUGCUGCUUGCUGAGAAACUAUCGGCCUCCCCAGCCUUUGAAGGGAAGAGAAGUCAGAAGAAAUUAGAGGAGUGAAGCCAGAAUAGUCUCCCGCUGAAACCAAAGGCUAAAUUAAUUUCAAUAGUUAAUACACUUAGUGAUUUAUUUUUUUUGUGCGUUUUAUAACAGAAAGUUGUUUUAUUAUUGGUUACCACACAGUCAUUUCUUAAAAUGCAUGUCCUGAGUUGUUGCAGGUUCACAAAUGUUAACAGGUCUGGCUGUGUUUGAGUGCAUUGGUUUGGGAGCGUUGAGGCGUGAGUGUCACAUACAGAGAGGGCAGUUCUAACCAUAAGGGUCAGAUGUGGUGAAGGAGUUGUCCAGAACUUGCUAAUAUAUUACUGAAUGGGAUUUCUGAUGUCAAUGGCAGUAAAGGAUGUUCUGAGAUUAUUCUUUUGGUCUCUGACAUAACACUUAGCUUCUAUAUAAGAAUUCACACUGUAAUUCUCGAGAAAAAAAAUAUUUUAAGGCUGAUAUAACUUCAUUGCUGACUUCUGCGAUAGCAUGCUCACCUUCCUACAAAAAGCCGCAAUGAUUAAUAGCAUUGAAGUAAAACAGACAUUUAUAUGAUCCUGUUAUUCUGAUCACUUCAUAGAAGUAAUGAUAAUUGUUUUUUUAAAAAAGCAAAUAGUAAGGAUUUUGUAUAUUGCAGGAUCAUGUCAGAUGACUUAGGUAUUCCUGAAUUCCACCACGUAUGGAUGAAAUUGUCCUGAAACCUGAAAGGUGGAAGGGCAUAGAGGGAACUGCUCAUUCCUAAACCCAGUCUGUCGCAUUUGGUGAAUAAGGAGCUGUAAUACUAUAUCCAUGUAGCAUCAGACUCCUACCACUUAAAACCAGGAAGGAGGAGUAGCUGUUGCUCCAGGCUUCAUGCUAGACGUGUUGCAUGCUGCGUGACACACAUGCUGCAAACUCCACAUCUUGCAGUGAAGGACAGCACUAGCCAAGUGUCUAAUAUCUCCUGGGUACUGGCUGAUGUUCUGUUGUUGUAACCGAACUUGGGUGGUUGCACUUAUAUUCCAAGACCAAAGGUGGCAGUUAGAGCAAGCCAAAGAAGCCAGAAUUAAGUCAAUAUUUAAUAAAAGAUAAGCCCUCCAUAACAAUGUGUUGCAAUGUCUGUCUUUAUGAAUUGACUUGAGCCUGUGUUACUCUCAGGAGCUUUUGUUAUCUGAAUAUAAUUUUUUGUUUAACACCAAAUUUAUUUUUAUUAUUUUUAAUUAAUUUGCCACAGGAUGUAGCUUAGUAUAGGAUUAGAUUUACCCUCAGACUGUUAAAACUACAUAGUCAAAACCAGUGAUACCAGAAAGAGGCAGCUAGAGAUUUGAUGGGCAGCAGCUACCAUCAAUCUCUGUAGUACUUUUGAUCAACUCAUCUUCCAUGCCUGCUGUCCAUAAUUUUGUGUUUGAUUUUUUGGUUUUUUUUUUAAUAGGUUUUAUAGGCUGUGGCUUUUACCUCAACAGUCUUUUGAUAAUAGAUGGACAAACAUGACAAAAAUCACAAUCAGGAUUCACUUUUUAUACCUUCUUAUAACUUAAUAAAUUAA
Messenger RNA from Cuculus canorus (common cuckoo), 2405 nucleotides. Its product is annotated as carbonic anhydrase 13. Gene Ontology annotation, molecular function: carbonate dehydratase activity; zinc ion binding. The transcript is spliced from 7 exons. Gene Ontology annotation, cellular component: cytoplasm. The record is from RefSeq and is a predicted model, not a curated record. NCBI's taxonomy places the organism in Eukaryota, Metazoa, Chordata, Aves, Cuculiformes, Cuculidae. The coding region runs from base 120 to 896 and encodes 258 amino acids.